GAUGAAUAUGGAUCUUUUAUUUUAACAAUGGGAUCUAGAGAUUUGCCUGUUACAACUCCAGAAAUAAAUACAUACUGUUUAUCUAUUGUUCCAAUUAGUUUUAAGUAGCAGUUUGAAAAUCAGCCCCAUGACUUUUUAAAAAAUGUUAAGAUAAAUAAAACUUUCAAGAGUAGACUAGAUUUAAGGGAGAAACCAUAUGUAAGGUUUUCAGAUAAUAGAGUUAACUGAACUUACUUAUUAAAGGGAUCUAUAAUUAUAAUGCAUUCCCAGAUGUUCUACAAGCAGAAGUCAGGCAGCAAUGUUUUACAUCAUUGUAUUUGGUUCUACUGUAUUGGGGCCCCUACACUGUACAUUUUAUUCAAACUCAAUAUGUUUUACAAAUAGUAGUAGCAAUCACUUCAUGUACUGCUGUAAUGAGGCUGCAUCUUCCGCAGAGCAUGUUAAAUGUUUGGUAUUGCACAGAAAAGAAGAUGGACAAAAAUUCUUUCCAUGGAAGGAAAAGCCUGUCUGGCAAUGCCUGUGGAUUUCAGUGGAACCUGGAUCCUUACCAGCAAUGACAACUUUGAGGGUUACAUGCUGGCCUUAGGUAUUGACUUUGCAACACGCAAGAUAGCAAAAAUGCUGAAGCCGCAGAAAGUAAUCAAACAGGACGGUGACUCAUUUUCUAUCCAUACUACUAGUACAUUCAGAGAUUACUCGCUCGAGUUCAAAAUUGGAGAAGAGUUUGAAGAAGAUAAUAAAGGUCUGGAUAACAGAAAAUGUAAGAGCCUAGUUACCUGGGAUAACGACAAACUUGUCUGUGUUCAAAUUGGUGAGAAGAAGAACAGAGGAUGGACUCACUGGAUUGAAGGAGAUGACCUCCAUCUGGAGCUUCAUUGUGAGAAUCAAGUAUGUAAACAAGUAUAUAAGAGAGCUUGAAUAUUUGAGUAAUGGCUCCUACCUGGAAAGACAGCUAUACACAAAAGACCAUGGAUCAUCACUUCCAGCUAUGGAUUCACAGACAAGAAUUCUGAUUCUUUGUACCUGUUAACCCAAACAGUCUGAUGUUUCUGACUCAGGAAGUGUUUGCUGUUGCCAGCGUUGAAUAUGAUUUGUUUUUUCUCCUCUAAUAAACACUCAAAAAUAAACUAAUCUUAAAUA
Nothoprocta perdicaria is the source of this 1140-nucleotide messenger RNA. RefSeq names its product retinol binding protein 7 (gene RBP7). NCBI's taxonomy places the organism in Eukaryota, Metazoa, Chordata, Aves, Tinamiformes, Tinamidae. The coding region runs from base 445 to 918 and encodes 157 amino acids. The record is from RefSeq and is a predicted model, not a curated record. Gene Ontology annotation, cellular component: cytosol; nucleus. Gene Ontology annotation, biological process: fatty acid transport. The transcript is spliced from 5 exons. Gene Ontology annotation, molecular function: fatty acid binding.